This is a messenger RNA of Pipistrellus nathusii (Nathusius's pipistrelle), 2064 nucleotides long. The record is from the annotation of a GenBank genome assembly. NCBI's taxonomy places the organism in Eukaryota, Metazoa, Chordata, Mammalia, Chiroptera, Vespertilionidae.
AUGGGAACAAGUGAAGAGAUGGUAUCGGUGGAACACACCUCCUCGUCCUUCAAUCCUCUGUGUUUUGAAUGUGGUCAGCAGCACUGGACAAGAGAAAACCACUUGUAUAAUUACCAGAAUGAAGUAGAUGAUGACCUGGUCUGCCAUAUUUGCCUUCAGCCUCUAUUGCAGCCAUUAGACACCCCCUGUGGACACACAUUCUGCUGCAAGUGCCUCAGAAACUUCUUACAAGAGAAAGAUUUCUGUCCAUUGGACCGAAAAAGACUUCACUUUAAGUUGUGUAAGAAGUCUAGUAUUUUAGUUCAUAAACUUCUGGACAAAUUAUUAGUUGCAUGUCCUUUUUCUUCAGUGUGCCAGGAUGUGAUGCAGCGCUGUGAUCUGGAGGCACAUCUUAAAAACAGAUGUCCUGGAGCUUCUCAUCAGAGAGUUGCCCUAGAGAGAAGGAAAACCAGCAAAACUCAGACAGAGACUGAAAAUGAAAAUGGAACCACUAUAAUAGAUCUCCCAGGUACCUCUCCACCCGAAACGGACUGCUCAGGGACAGGCACAGCGCCUGCCGAACGGACCUUGACCUCAGCCUCUCUUCCUGUAUGGACUGAGGAGCCUGGCCUGGACAACCCUGCCUUCGAGGAGAGCACCAUUGCUGAUACCACACAACAGCCACCUAGUUUACCAGAAGGUGAAAUCACCACGAUUGAAAUUCACCGAUCUAAUCCUUACAUUCAGUUAGGAAUUAGCAUCGUGGGUGGCAAUGAAACACCACUGAUUAACAUUGUCAUCCAGGAAGUCUAUCGGGAUGGGAUAAUUGCCAAAGAUGGAAGGCUCCUUGCUGGAGACCAGAUUCUUCAGGUCAACAACUAUGAUAUUAGCAAUGUGUCGCACAACUAUGCCAGGGCUGUCCUUUCACAGCCCUGCAGCACCCUACAGCUCACUGUGCUACGAGAGAGGCGCUUCGGUAACCGAGUGACUAGCCAUUCUGAUGGGAACUCUCCACGAGAAGAGAUUUUCAACGUGGUUCUUCAUAAACGAGACUAUGGUGAACAGCUUGGCAUCAAACUUGUACGACGGACGGAUGAGCCAGGAGUUUUUAUUCUUGACCUGCUGGAAGGGGGGCUUGCUGCGCAGGAUGGGCGACUCAGCAGCAAUGACCGGGUGCUCGCCAUCAACGGGCAUGACCUGAAGCACGGAACUCCCGAGUUGGCUGCACAGAUCAUUCAGGCUAGUGGAGAAAGGGUCAAUUUAACAGUUGCUAGACCAGGGAAAGCCCAGCCUGGUAACACUAUCCGAGAAGCAGGAACUCAGAGCAGCAGCCAGCACCAUGCGCAGCCACUGUAUUACAGCAGACCCAGCUCACAUAAGGAUCUUACCCAGUGUGUAACUUGCCAAGAAAAACACAUUACUGUAAAGAAGGAACCUCACGAGUCCCUUGGAAUGACAGUAGCUGGGGGCAGAGGAAGUAAGAGUGGGGAACUGCCCAUUUUUGUGACCAGUGUGCCGCCUCAUGGCUGCCUUGCACGAGAUGGCAGAAUCAAGAGAGGUGAUGUGUUGUUGAAUAUCAAUGGCAUUGAUCUGACCAAUUUAAGUCACAGUGAGGCUGUUGCUAUGCUGAAAGCCAGUGCUGCAUCCCCUGCUGUUGCCCUGAAAGCCCUUGAGGUCCAGGUUGUUGAGGAGGCCACCCAGGCCACGGAUGCGCAGCCAAGCACUCUCAGUGAGAACGAGUACGAUGCCACUUGGUCCCCAUCAUGGGUCAUGUGGCUUGGGCUUCCAAGUUCCCUUCAUAGCUGCCAUGAUAUAGUUUUACGAAGAAGCUACUUGGGAAGUUGGGGCUUUAGUAUUGUUGGUGGAUAUGAAGAGAACCACACCAAUCAGCCUUUCUUCAUUAAAACCAUUGUCUUGGGAACGCCUGCUUAUUAUGAUGGAAGAUUAAAAUGUGGAGAUAUGAUCGUGGCUGUGAACGGCCUGUCAACUGUGGGCAUGAGCCAUUCCGCAUUAGUUCCCAUGUUGAAGGAGCAGAGGAACAAAGUCACUCUGACAGUUAUUUGCUGGCCUGGCAGCCUGGUAUAG